GAAAUAAAACUCAAGAUGUGCAUCUACUACAUCGAAACUUGUCUUGAAGGUCAUGAAUGUGCUCUCGUUUACACCAAGGCUUGUAACUAUGCAAACAAUUGCAGACCGCUCAGAUACUGUGACAUCGAAGAAGUAAAAAUGGGCAAUAUAAGAAAAAGUAGGACUGCAAAACAAUAUUGUGAGCCUUGCGAAGUAGAGAAACAGAUAAACGCUCAAGAAGACGCUGUCGAGGCCGCGGCCGUGGACAAUGAGGAAGACGAGGAAGAAGAAGUAGAAGAAAUAGAGCCGAUGAUAGUGGCGAAGAAAGAGGAAACAUACGAACAGAGCAACGAGAAGGAGGAAACAGAUGAACUAGAUCAAUGCACAGUGACUCAGAAUGUGCGUUCCCAAGCUCUGGCGGCAGUAAGGCGCGGUAGGAGCACCGGAAGGGGCUUGAAAAGUUCAUUGCCGGCAAAAAAUACACCGGCGAAACGUGGACGUGGUCAGAAUGAGAAGUUUGAAGAAAACACGCCCACAUCCAAGAAGCAAAGAACAAAUCAGGCACGAAAAUCUAUGGGCUGAUGCCAUGGGUGGUAGUAGGAAAAGUAAGCCGAGAAGAGUCAGGUUUCACUUGUUACAGAGACAGACUUGCAACAUGGGUCUAUUAGUUCA
Molecule: messenger RNA, 651 nt
Organism: Botrytis cinerea B05.10
Lineage: Eukaryota; Fungi; Ascomycota; Leotiomycetes; Helotiales; Sclerotiniaceae
Exons: 2
Coding region: 16-561 (181 amino acids)
Source: RefSeq, a predicted model, not a curated record